Molecule: messenger RNA, 5341 nt
Organism: Paralichthys olivaceus (Japanese flounder)
Lineage: Eukaryota; Metazoa; Chordata; Actinopteri; Pleuronectiformes; Paralichthyidae
Product: SEC14-like protein 1
Biological process (GO): negative regulation of RIG-I signaling pathway
Cellular component (GO): cytosol; cytoplasm
Molecular function (GO): RIG-I binding
Source: RefSeq, a predicted model, not a curated record
GGGGGAGGAGCGAUGGCGUCACAGGCUCGAUGACCCAGGGAGAGAGGAGGAGGAGGAGGAGGUGACAGGCAGAGGGACGCAGUCCUCCUCCGGCGACGCUGCUCCUCGGUGUGUGUGUGUGAUCACACGGUGCACGGCUCUGGAUAUUCCGGUUAUCGCUCUCACUGUCCCUCUCAUCGCCGGGCUGUGAGGCUUCUCCGACGGUUAGCUUUGUAGCCACAUGGCCAGCUAUCACAGCGACGCUAACUGUUGUUAGCAAGCUGGCUUCAGCUCAACACACGGACCCGGCGAAGUGAAGAGCCGAGGAGGUGAAAUGGCCAGAGUUCCCUCGGAUAGCUCUUUCAGAAGACACAGCGACUAAGCAGACGGAACAGCUCCACAUUUCUUUAGUGGUCCCAGUCAUCGGUUGUUGGUGUUACUCUAAUCCCCAUCAUGGUGCAGAAGUACCAGUCACCCGUGCGGGUGUACAAGCAUCCCUUUGAGCUGGUGAUGGCGGCCUAUGAGCGCAGGUUCCCCACCUGUCAUCUCAUUCCCAUGUUUGUGGCGAGUGACGUGAUGGUUGAGGAGGCCAGUGAAGAUGGAUCAACCCACAGAAUUGAGCGCCGCUGUGCCCUGGACGUGGACGCUCCACGCCUGCUCAAAAGGAUCGCUGGUGUGGACUACGUCUACUUCAGCCAGAAAAACACUCUGAACCGAAAGGAGAGGACGCUGCACAUUGAGUCCCAUAAUGAGACCUUCUCCAACAGGGUCAUCAUCCAUGAGACCUGCUGUUAUUCGGUUCACCCGGAGAAUGAGGAGUGGACGUGCUUUGAGCAGACCGCCAGUCUGGACAUCAAGUCAUUCUUUGGCUUUGAGAGCACAGUAGAAAAGAUUGCUAUGAAGCAGUAUGCCAGCAGUAUCAACAAGGGAAAAGAAAUAAUUGAGUUCUACCUAAAGGAGCUACAAGAUGAGGGGAUCACUCACAUACCCCGCUGGAGUUCCUCCUCCGAUUCCCCGCCUCCUCCUAGGCCGACCAGCCUAUCCACCAGCCCGCCUGACCCCCCCAAGCUCGUGAUCACACCCGCUGUUUCUAUUCCACUGCCCGCCAACGCCAAGGACAGCACCUCCCAAGACACCAAGCAGGACAUCACCACGCUUCAGACAGACAGCCUAACUGAGAUUCUGGCCGGUACACCUGAAGACAAGCUGGAUGCAGACUAUAUCAAACGUUACCUUGGCGACCUGACCCCCCUGCAGGAGAGCUGUCUGAUCAGACUUCGCAAAUGGUUGCAGGAGACACACAAGGGAAAGAUCCCUAAGGACGAGCACAUCCUGCGUUUCUUGCGGGCCAGAGACUUCAACAUAGACAAGGCCCGUGAGAUCCUGUGUCAGUCGCUGACCUGGAGGAAGCAGCACCAGGUGGACUACCUGCUGGAAACCUGGAGUUCACCACAGGUCCUGCAGGACUACUACACCGGGGGCUGGCACCACCAUGACAGAGAUGGUCGUCCAUUGUACAUCCUAAGGCUUGGCCAGAUGGACACUAAAGGACUGGUCCGCGCUCUGGGAGAGGAGUCUCUACUCAGACAUGUGCUGUCUAUCAAUGAGGAGGGCCUGAGGCGCUGUGAGGAGAACACCAAGGUGUUUGGGCGACCCAUCAGCUGUUGGACUUGUCUGGUAGAUCUGGAGGGGCUGAACAUGCGUCACCUGUGGCGUCCCGGAGUCAAGGCGCUGCUGAGGAUCAUCGAGGUUGUGGAAGCCAACUACCCAGAGACUCUGGGACGGCUGCUCAUCCUUAGAGCUCCCAGGGUCUUCCCUGUCUUAUGGACACUGGUGAGUCCAUUCAUUGAUGAAAACACCCGCAAGAAGUUCCUCAUCUAUGCAGGCAAUGACUACCAGGGUCCUGGAGGUCUGGUCGACUACAUCGACAAGGAGAUCAUCCCCGACUUCCUGGGAGGAGAGUGUAUGUGUGAGGUACCAGAAGGCGGCCUGGUUCCCAAAUCCAUGUACCGCACAGCCGAGGAGGUGGAGAACGAGGACAUCCGCCUGUGGACAGAGACAAUCUACCAAAGCGCCAGCAUUUUUAAGGGAGCGCCGCAUGAGCUGCUGAUAGAAAUCAUCGACGCCUCCUCAGUCAUUACCUGGGACUUUGACGUCUGCAAGGGCGACGUAGUUUUCAACAUCUACCACUCCAAGCGGGCCCCCCAGGCGCCACGCAAGGAGGCCUUGGUGGCCCACGGCAUCACCUCGCCAGUUGUCAACAACGUCCAGCUUAUCGACAAGUCGUGGACACUGGGACAAGAUUACAGCAUGGUGGAGUCCCCACUCACCUGUAAGGAGGGAGAGAGCGUACAGGGCUCCCAUAUAACACGAUGGCCAGGUUUCUAUAUCCUCCAAUGGAAGUUCCACAACAUGCCGGCCUGCUCUGCCACUAACCUGCCCCGAGUGGACGAUGUGCUGGCCACCCUGCAGGUCUCCUCACACAAGUGUAAAGUCAUGUACUACACCGAGGUGUUGGGCUCUGAGGACUUCAGGUUUGUAAAUGUAACCGCUUGCUGUGAUGUGCAGAGUUUGGGUUCGAUGACCAGCCUGGAGUCGAGCCACAGCGGCUUCUCUCAGCUCAGCGCCGCCACCACCUCCUCUAGCCAAUCACAAGCCAGCUCAAUGAUCUCCAGGUAGAAAAUGGAAGCAGAGGAUGUUAAUCCCCAUAAUCCCCCCCUGACUGAUCUUACCAUCAACCCCACAUUCUUGUUUUGGACUCUGUUCCUAUUGCACAGCCAGUCUCUUUAGAACUGAAGCAUGCUUGCACAAACAGAAGACAAAGAAUAAGAAUAAAUCUGAAGCAAAAAGAAAAAAAAAGAGACUGUGCAAAUUAAAGGGCGGAUUUUUGCACAAAGGUCAAAUAUUUUUUGUGCCUGGCGUCUCUGCUAGGCAGCAGUUAGAAUGAAGGAUUAGCGAAAUGCUUGUUUGCAUCACAUCACGUGCAGGGUGGGAAGGUUAAUAGUCAAGAAUUGGGUCGAGGGGCCUUUGUGGCACCGGAAGCUGAAAGAAGCAAUAUUCUCAUUCUGGGAGCGAUGGGACGGGACGACGACCCUGGAGGCGCUGUUACAUAUAUGCACUUACUUAUGUGUACAUUCACAUACACAGCACUGAGAUGAGAUGGAGCUCAUUCCUGUGCGGUGGCUGAAAAGCCUGAAUGUGCUGUUACAUACAUUACACAACACCAACAUGUCAACACACAAAUGGACGUUUGAUGCAAAAAAAAAAAAAAAAACGUGUUUGCCAUAUUGUUACCAGAGAGGUUUGUUUAAUCUGGUGAACUGUUUAUAGGUCAAGUGUGGGUGCGGUAAACUCUUAACUAGACCUGGGUCGAAUAUAUCACCUGCAAAUAAUGUUGUUUCUUUUAAACAGUGUGGAGUUAACAGAGUGGGUGGAGCUCACUGAAUCAUGACAAUACAGAUGGAGUAAGCAGAGUCUCCAGUUGACAGGAAAGUGAACCCACUUUUUCCUUUUAGGCGUCCGUUGUAUUGUCACUCAUCCGUCUCACGAGGGCUUUAUCACACCUUGAGAAGCAGUUGACUAUUUGACCCGGGUCUGAAUCUCAGCGAAGUAAUCCACUAGAAGCAAUAAGGCGAGUUUGACUUUCUACUGUGUGAAAAGUUUCUAUUUAUCAUUUUGAUGUUUGUGGAGGAUCAUGGGUGCUGAAUGCAGGUGACCCUCCUGCUGUGGACAGGCAGACAGACGGGCAAACUGAGCCAGUGAACAGCUAAACUCUGUGGCAUCAGCAUUAUCACUUAUUGUCUCUGUUACCAUUAUGACAGGAGAGAAGCAAAAAAAAAAAAUGUCUUCCCAGAUUUUCUCCUGGGCACCUUUUAUUAUCUGUUACAUUGAAAUUUCAGUAAAUAUUACCUGGAAUGACCAGAGUUAGUUUGAUUCAGGUUCAUUCUCUGCACAGUUGUCGCUGAUUGGUCCGCACUCGCUAACCAAUACAAUGCCUGAAUUUGGAGGGUUCUUGUGUCGUUGGGCAGCACGCCUGUCAUUCGAUAUUUGUUUUUCCAGAGUGGUGUAGACUUCAGUGUGCAUUAGGGAUGAAUGUUACUUUGUGAUUAUCAUUUGGAGGCCUGUCGAUACGUUGAAACUGCACACGUGCUAGUGUUGGUUGGAGCUAAAAAGUUACUGAUAUUUUGGGGUGAGUUUUUGAUGAGGUGAAGCAGUGAGGUGUUUUUGCUGCAUGGUCACGUGGUGAUUGGGUUUACGGAUGUAUUAUUUAAAAGCUAAGAAAUAGCCAUUCUAAGAGCCAUGUGUCAAUAAAUACCAUUUUAGCCUUUGUAAGCAUCACCUAGAAACGUACCUGCUUUUUUUUCAAGGUCAUCACUGUAAUAGAUUGUGAAUUAAGAAACAUUUCUAAAUGCAACACAUCCAUGCAACAGUUUUUUAAAUACACUUUAUUUGGUUAAUGAGCACUGAUGGCUCCACAUAGAUCCGACUGCCUGCCGAGGGGAGAAAAGAUCAUCAUUGCCAGGAGUCAUCAGGUGCUGUUGCCAUGGUAACCGAGUGCAGCUCACAGCAAAAAGAAACAAAAAAAAAAAAUCAUGAGAUGGAGGCUUCCUCCUGAAACUCCUGGCUCUGCCUGUCGUUGUUUUUAAUACAUGGUUGUUUGUUACUGUAAAUGAAAGGUCAAGGGUUAACGUGUGAUAAAUAUGUCAUUAACUGCAAUAACAUGAGAUGCUUUGGUGAGAAAAAGGACCUCCUCAGACUGAGGGCUGUUAGGUGUGAAUGGUUGUGUAAAGGAGUACAGGUUAUGAACGGUGGCUUUUAAGAGAUGCCAGUAAAAUGUGUGUAAACACUGACUCUGACCCACAGAGCAAGUGUUUCUCCACUGACGUGUCUGGAGGAGCAUGUCUCCAAUCACACAACUAACCUUCCUUUACCUGAUUCUUUCUUGAGGAGACUAGAUUUCCAUUUCUUUAACGAUUCAACUGAUGAAACAACAAGUAGCAUCGGUUCAAUUAACUACUCAUAUUUCCCUUUCUCCCUCAUUGUCUCUUGUACACUCCAGUUUAACAGUUUUGGUUUCUAACACUCCACGGUGUGUAUUUAUAGAAAGCAGAGUGGACCUUUUGAUUGAAGCCAUAGGCAUAAACACUGAAGCUGUUCAUCAGAUCUCAAUGACAAGUGAGGGCUAUAACUGUUUGUCUUGACUGUUUAACACAUUGGUCUGUCUCUGCUAAUUUUUCUGACAUCGUUGCAUAUCUUCUCUUUAUCUUAAUGUGAGAAAUAAUGUAAAAAGUACAUGUUUGGAUUCAUGAGAAUAUGGCGCCUUUACAUGUUUUGAAAACAUUAAACUUGAAUUAUGAGCAAG